Molecule: messenger RNA, 6343 nt
Organism: Culicoides brevitarsis
Lineage: Eukaryota; Metazoa; Arthropoda; Insecta; Diptera; Ceratopogonidae
Product: HEAT repeat-containing protein 1 homolog
Exons: 5
Coding region: 117-6293 (2058 amino acids)
Biological process (GO): positive regulation of transcription by RNA polymerase I; maturation of SSU-rRNA from tricistronic rRNA transcript (SSU-rRNA, 5.8S rRNA, LSU-rRNA)
Cellular component (GO): small-subunit processome; t-UTP complex; 90S preribosome
Molecular function (GO): snoRNA binding
Source: RefSeq, a predicted model, not a curated record
UUUAAAAUUCACAUGGUCGUGUUUACAUCUGCUAAAAAUUCAUAAAAUACGAAAAUUUAAUAAGAUUUUCACUUAGAUUUUUGUAAAAAUUUAAUUUUUUCACAAGACAUUAAACGAUGUCAACCUCGUUAGCGGAACAACUCCGACGUCUCCAAACGCCUCAAACAGCUGCCCUUCAUGAUCGGAAGCGUUUCCCGUCACUUCUCUUCGACCCAAAGGAGGCUGCGGAAAAAGAUCGUGAGACAAUCUACGAAAUUGGAGUCAGCGGGCUCGAGGAACUCAUUCAAAUCGAUCCACGUUUCCUAAUUUUCCGCGAAUCUCUCUUCGAUAAGGGCAGUUUGCACCUCCAACGUGCCGUCGAGGACAAAGAAGUCAACAAACAACUCGAUGCGACGAUUAAAUCCUUCAUGUUUAGCGUUUCGCCGUAUUUUAUGCUCCAACCUGCGCACAAAUGCCUCGAAUGGCUCAUCCGUCGUUUCAGAAUCCAAGAUUACAACAAAGACGAGUUCAUGUCCUUGAUUUUGCCGUAUCACGAGACACGAGUUGCAGUUCGUUGCAUCCAAACGAUGUCCCUGAAGAACCCGAACGACAAAUGGCAUUGGUUGUUAAACGUGAAAAAAUCGGGCGAACCGCUUUCUAAACAAACAAUCAUCAAUCACGCGAUCAGUUCUCCGGCUUUUUUGGAGUUUAUUGGGAAUUACACGUACGAAGCCACGAAAGAAUUGACGACGAAAGCUCAUAAUUUGCAAGUUAUGUUCAAUUUUUAUUGCACAACAGUCAUUGCGACAAUCGACACUUCGGUAAAAAUCAAGGAAGCUCAUGUUCAUGCCGUGAUGCGCCCAAUAACGCGAGGCUUUGAAUCAGCAAUUUUGGAUUUCGCCGCAUCUUCUUUCAUGAUUUUCUCUCAUAUGUUGACGAAAAUGUCCUUGGCGAAGACAAUGACCGAACGUUUCGCGAUUAUGGGUUUGGCAGCUGCCGACAAACACAAUUUAAGUGAAGAAGCACUUGCGAUGAUCAUCAUUAGCUUCCAACGGCAAUCACGUUUCACGGAAGUAACUGACGAUAUGUUGGAUAAAUUCCUCAAUUGCAAGUGGCUUUGUGCCGUUUUAGAUCAAAUUUAUCAGAAAAAUUUGGAUAUUUUGGCUUUAAUUGUCCCGUUGCUGGCUGCUUGUUUCAAACAAAUUCAAGAUCAGAGCAAAUUAGCGCCGCGAUGCAAGAGUUUGUGCGAAAUGUUGUUGGAAAGAAUUCAUUACAGUCCCAAAGAUGCGGAAACUUUGAUCAAAAGUGUGCUUGAAAGUUAUGUGAUGAAGAAUAAAAAGCCGCAAGAUAUGGAUGGAAUGACAAUUGAACUGGAUUCGGAUGAGGAAAUGGAAGAUACGACGGAAAAAUCUGUCACGGAAUGGUACAGCGGGUAUUUGAAAAGGUUUGAAACGGGAUAUCCAGAGUCUUUUGAUAAAAUUGUCAAUGAAAUUGUGAGUAGUAAGAAGUCGAAGAAGAAGCAACAUGCGUUGAAAAAUAUUUUGGAUUUCUUCUUCAAAGUUUACUGCUCUCAAGAUGACGGAAAUAUGUUCGAAUACUUGUACGACUACAACAGCGAACGUCGAGCACAAUCCGUUAAAUAUGUCGUAGCCAAUUUCGAGAAAUUAAACUCAACUUCAGGCGGUGCAAAUUUACUAAAAACUGCUCUUUCCGAGAGAUUCGUAGACGAUGAACCCUCAGUCCUAUUCGAACUCUUCAAAAUGCCCGCAGAAAAUCUCCUGAAACUCUUUUCAGUCACAGAAUUAUUGAGUUUUUGCGGCAAAGUCUUGUCAAAAUGCAUCGAAAUGCCUCUCAUGUGGAAACAAGUAGCGCCGCAUGCUCUUUCUUUGAUCAUCCAAAAAGAAAUAUUUUUGGGAAAUGAAUAUCUCGUCAUGUUAUUGAUUUUUCCCUUCAUGACACCAACGAUCGACGAAACAAAAUUCAAAAUUGAAGCUCGAAAGUAUUCCGUGGAUUUGGGAGAAAAAGGCGGCAAUGUCUCGAAAAAGUUGACAAAAGUCGUGCAAGCAAUUAUCGACAAUGGGGAACAUUUUCCGGGAGAUCUCGAACAAACUUUACCAAUUUUCGAGGAAUUUGACGUCAAAUCCGAAGUUUAUGCCCUACACAAAGCUGUUUAUUUGUUGAACGGAUUGGAAAGUAACACAGAACCCGAACAAGGCAUGAAAUUGUUGGAAAAUUGCAAAAAAUGCGCUGCUUUAAUCGACACAAAGGACAAAAGACAAUCUCUUUUGUUGACUGCCGUUGAUUUAAUUUCAAAAAAUGUGCAUUUCGACAAGGAAGAUGAUGAUUUGUCAGCUCCUGGCACGAGUUUGACCCUGAAAUUGUCACUUUUUAAUCUCUUAAUUGGCAAAUUCGUCGUAGCUGAGAAGGAAAAAGAGAAAGAAGCAUUAAAUUCAGCUCUUAAACGUUUCGUUGGAGUUUUUUGCAAGACCAUCGAAGAAAAAUUAGAGUUUUUCUCCUUGUAUUUCACCGCAGAUUGUGUUCUUCAUGAAGCAAAAGACGGAGAAAAACGUUUAAUUAACCCUCAAUAUCAGUUUUAUGUCAUGAAAAUGACUUCUUCUGCGCUAAAAAGUCAAGUUAAAGUCACGGACAAGACUUUUAUCCGUUAUUUAAUGGCUCUCGCGAGUUCUGUGGCUCAAUUAAGACAAGCUGCGUUCGAUGUACUUUUGAAUUUAGUCAAUUCGGAGACUCGUUGGAACAUUUUGAUCGAAAAAUUGUUAGAACGCAAGGAAGAACUCGUCAUCGACAGUGAACAAUUACCUCUAAUUUUGUAUUCGAUCUUCGGAAGUGGUUCAAACGUCAAAAAAGCAUCCGAUAAAAAAGCUUUAAACUCAUGUUUCGAAGUUAUUUUGGAUUUUAUUGCCAACCAAAACGUCUCAAACUACGAAAAAGCGAGAAUUCUCGCAAUUUUGAAGCACAUCCCCGAUUCUGUGAUUUUUGAGAAAUCAUCUGUGGUUGGAAAUGACAUUUUAGCAUCAAGCCAACAACUGAUCGGGAAGUACGAGUCACUUAUUUUGAAGGAAAUUGUCUUUCGCGUCGAUAAAGACACCGUUAAAGCUGCUUCAAAGCAUCCUCAUGUCUGGAAUUUCAUCUUGAGUGCCUUGAAAAGUGACGCAUUGCUUCAACUUUUCGAUCAUCGUUCAGUUUCUGUGGCCCAAAAGACUCUCGAAGCGUUUAACAGUGACAUUUACAAGGCAAUGGGCGAGAAAUAUCGUCAAGAAUGGUUCCAAACUGUCGUUGAAACGUCUACUUUUGCGAAUAAUCUUCAAGUUCACUCCGCCGCGGGAAAAAUGUUGAAGGAAAUUACCGUAGAAUUCGCUUUAGCGCAAAAUUUGUUGGAAAAAAUGAAGACAGCAUGUCAAAACGAAGCAUCUGGCAGCGAAAAAGAACGUCGGCAGUCGUUUAAUAAAAAUUUCGUUCAAUCCGAGACUCUUCAAAAGCCUCAUUGGAAGCAAGGAAUCACUUUACUCGAGUUCAUGCAAACGAAACUUCAGGUCGACAAGCCAUUCGAACUUGUUGGCACUCUUUUUGACUUGCUUAAACGUUGUUUCGAGUUCGAGGAACAAUCGUUGGUUGAAUAUGAGAAGCAAUUAAUCCUCACAGCGAUUUUAAAUAGUUGCAAAGGACCAAUUCCUGCAAAUCAAAAGAAGAAUAUCGAUAAAUUAAUCAAAAUUGACUUGAUUAUUGAGUGUGUUCGAGGCACACAGAACCCCCAAACCCAUCAUGACGCCUUAAUUUUACUUUCUCACGUCGCUUCGAUGAUCCCGGAACAAGUUUUGCAGAACAUCGUGUCACUUUUCACGUUCAUUGGCGCUACUACAGCACGUCACGACGACACUUACAGCUUCCAGAUCAUGUCAAAAGUGUUAGAGAACGUUAUCCCGAUCGUCGUGAAGCAACAACGAGGCGACGACAAAGUCAUUUCCGUGCUAAAAAUAUUUUCCGACAUCAUUUUGGACGUCGCCAUGCAUCGUCGCUUAAUUGUUUACACGAAACUUCUUCAAACGUUGGGUCCGGAGACGUAUUUGUGGCAAUUUUUGGCUGUUUUGUUCGAAUCGCAUGUCGUUCAUUACGAAAAAGAUCCAAAAAGUUCGAAGAAAAGUACGCAUCGUCACACCAACGACGAUUCUGAGGAGCUGCAGGAACGUUUGGAGAUCGGAUUAACAAUUGCCAAGCAAUUCCCGUGCGAAAUUAUCGUCCAUACAUGCACGCAACUCAUUAAAUUCUUGUCGCAGCUGCCCAUCACGGAGGAACAAAUGAAGAUGAAACUCCCGAAAGACGUCACUUUGAUAUUUGACACAAAAAAUCACAGUUUCAAGCACGUUCGCUUCUAUAAAUACGUUACUUUGCAAUUUUUGGUUGCAGUUUUGACAUCUGCUGAAGUCACGAAGGAAGCGGAACACAUCUCCGAUCCAAUAACGCUCAAAAAUAAUUGUGCCGAGCUGAUUUCGGAAACUUUGAAAUACUUUCCCGCCAUUACGAAAGCCUCUGCCGGGCAAUUGCAUCAAAAAACUUGGAAAGUUGCGCUCAGUUUUUGCUUUGACAUCUUGGAAAGUGCGAUUUUGCUUCUCACGCCAGACUUGUUUAUCGAAACUGUGCGCGAUUUGAUCGCCAAUCACGAGUUGAUCACAGUUCGGAUGAAGAUUUCUGACAUCCUCAUCACGAAAUUGCACAACCAAAGAGACUAUUUCAACGAAUGCAAUGAAGAAAAUUUGCUUUUGCUCGUGCAACCGCUCACGGAAAUCAUCAAAAACAUCGGAAAUGACGCAGAUUUGCCGAAAAAUGCGACAAUUUCGGAGCAUUGGGCCCUUCAGCAACUCGCGCUCAAUGCAAUUAAGCUCUUAGCACGUGUUUUAGCGGAUACAUACCCGAAUGACUUCAAGGAAGUGUUGAAAAUUUGCACGGAGAAACUCUGCAAACACGAUUCUGUGUGCGAUAAAGUCCUUGGAUCGCUCGUUUUGUGCGUUUCGGAUCUCUCUGCCACACUCAAAGCUCAUGCGAUUGCUCAAUUACCGAAAAUUGUGCCAACAACUCUCAAAAUUUUGGAAAAUCAGAACGCCAGUAAGCCUGAUACGGUACUUUUGAGCAUCGUUAUUGCCAUUUCGAAGAUAAUUGAAGCUCUUUAUCAAUUCUUGUCGCCAUAUUUGACGCAACUGAUCAUCCAACUAUCUCGCGUUUACACGGAAGCUCUUUCCUCGACACAUCCCGAUGCGAAAACAACCAAUUUAAUUGGAAAAAUUAAACAUAUUUGGCAAAAUUUGGCAACUUUUGUGCCUUCACGUGUUAUAAUUCCCGCCAUUAACAACAGUUACAAGGAUAUCAUUAAACAACAAACGUUCCGCGCGAUUGGACCCAUUAUGGAUUUGACGAGUUCCUGCUUUGAUAACAUCCCGCAGCAAGAAUUUACAACGUUGCAGAACGAAUUGACGUCAUUUUUCGUGAAAGCGCUGCAAUUUAGAUGCGAUCGACGUGUCACGAGUGAAGGAGUGACGGAAAAAGACAUUGAAAUUGUCGAGAAACACGUAAUUCAGGCAUUUACGGGACUCAUUUUGAAACUUUCGGAAAGCAGUUUUCGUCCGUUGUUCUUUAAAAUUCACAAUUGGGCGUUGGUUGAAGCGGCAGCGAGUCGCGAACGAGCAAUUACCUUCUUUAAGUUGUCGCAUGCGAUUUCGGAAGCGCUCAAAGGACUUUUUAUCUUGUUUUCGAGCGACUUGAUCGAACCAAUGUCGAAAUUGCUGAAAGCUACAAACGCCUCAAAAUGUGUCGAUUUGUAUUUUGAGUCGCCAGAGAAGAAUUCGGUGCUCGUUGAAUACGUUUUACGGACAUUGAAGAGCAUUUGCACGCACGAUUCCCAAAAAUUCAUGAAUCCCCAUCGAUUUGGCGUGAUAAUGGAGCCUCUUGUUGACACAGUUGAAAAUUCUUUGAUCGCCGAAAGUGAGGAUUUGAAGCUUUUGUUGCAAGAAACAAUUGGAGCGUUAACAGUUGCUGUUGCCGAUGACACACUUUGGAAGCAACUCAAUCUUUAUUUGUUGGAAAAAAUGCGAUGUGAUGAGCCGGAACAAAAGAUAUUUACGUUGCAAAUUUGUAUCGAAGUUGCUCGUCGUCUUGGAGAAGAUUUCUUGCAGUUGUUACCUGAGACAAUUCCCUUCUUUGCUGAGCUUAUGGAGAGUGACGUGCAUGAAGUAGAACGUGCUGUGCAACGUGGUUUACAGGAAUUGGAAAAAAUUGUUGGAGAAGACUUGCAAAAGUAUUUCUAAAAAUUUACUUUUAUUUUAUGAGAAAUAUAGAAAAUAUAACAAAAAUUUAA